AAAGAACGCGUGCUGCCGCCUCCCGCUCCCUUUGACGCUGAGAACCUGGCCCACCGCAGAACGCUCCAAGGCCAGGCGAAGAUGGCCUCGGUACCGGUGUAUUGCCUCUGUCGGCUGCCUUACGAUGUCACCCGCUUCAUGAUCGAGUGUGACAUGUGCCAGGACUGGUUUCAUGGCAGUUGUGUUGGUGUUGAAGAGGAGAAGGCUGCUGACAUUGACCUCUACCACUGCCCCAAUUGUGAGGUCUUACAUGGGCCCUCCAUCAUGAAAAAACGCCGUGUAUCUUCAAAAGGCCACGAUACACACAAGGGGAAGCCAGUGAAGACGGGAAGCCCUACGUUCAUUCGAGAGCUUCGGAGUAGGACCUUUGACAGCUCAGAUGAAGUGAUUCUGAAGCCCACUGGAAGUCAGCUGACCGUGGAAUUCCUGGAAGAGAAUAGCUUCAGUGUGCCCAUCCUGGUGUUGAAGAAGGAUGGAUUGGGGAUGACGCUGCCCUCACCAUCAUUCACUGUGAGGGAUGUGGAACACUAUGUUGGUUCUGACAAAGAGAUUGAUGUGAUUGAUGUGACCCGCCAGGCCGACUGCAAGAUGAAGCUUGGUGAUUUUGUGAAAUAUUAUUAUAGCGGGAAGAGGGAAAAAGUCCUCAAUGUCAUUAGUUUGGAAUUCUCUGAUACCAGGCUUUCUAACUUUGUGGAGACACCCAAGAUUGUUCGGAAGCUCUCAUGGGUGGAGAACUUGUGGCCAGAGGAGUGUAUCUUUGAGAGGCCCAACGUGCAGAAGUACUGCCUCAUGAGCGUGCGGGAUAGCUAUACAGACUUUCACAUUGACUUUGGUGGCACCUCGGUCUGGUACCAUGUGCUCAAGGGUGAGAAGAUCUUCUACCUGAUCCGCCCAACAAAUGCCAACCUGACUCUCUUUGAGUGCUGGAGCAGCUCCUCUAACCAGAAUGAGAUGUUCUUUGGGGACCAGGUGGACAAGUGCUACAAGUGUUCUGUGAAGCAAGGACAGACACUUUUCAUUCCUACAGGAUGGAUCCAUGCUGUGCUGACUCCCGUGGACUGCCUUGCCUUUGGAGGGAACUUCUUACACAGCCUUAACAUUGAAAUGCAGCUCAAAGCCUAUGAGAUUGAGAAGCGGUUGAGCACAGCAGACCUCUUCAAGUUCCCUAACUUUGAGACCAUCUGUUGGUAUGUGGGAAAGCAUAUCCUGGACAUCUUUCGAGGUUUGCGAGAAAACAGGAGACACCCUGCCUCCUACCUGGUCCAUGGUGGUAAAGCCCUGAACUUGGCCUUUAGAGCCUGGACAAGGAAAGAAGCUCUGCCAGACCAUGAGGAUGAGAUCCCGGAGACAGUGCGGACCGUACAGCUCAUUAAAGAUCUGGCUAGGGAGAUUCGCCUGGUGGAAGAUAUCUUCCAACAGAACGUUGGGAAGACAAGCAAUAUCUUUGGGCUGCAGAGGAUCUUCCCAGCCGGCUCCAUUCCCUUAACCAGGCCAGCCCAUUCCACUUCAGUAUCCAUGUCCAGGCUGUCACUGCCCUCCAAAAGUGGUUCAAAGAAGAAAGGCCUGAAGCCCAAGGAAUUCUUCAAGAAGGCAGAGCGAAAGGGCAAGGAGAGCUCAGCCUUGGGGCCUGCUGGCCAAUUGAGCUAUAAUCUCAUGGACACAUACAGUCAUCAGGCACUGAAGACAGGCUGUUCCCAGAAAGCAAAGUUCAACAUCACUGGUACCUGCUUGAAUGACUCAGAUGAUGACUCGCCAGACUUGGACCUUGAUGGGAAUGAAGGCCCGCUGGCCCUGUUGAUGUCUAAUGGCAGUACCAAGAGGGUAAAGAGCUUAUCCAAGUCUCGGCGAGCCAGGAUCACAAAGAAGGUAGACAAGGCUAGGCUGGUGGCAGAACAUGUGAUGGAGGAUGAAUUUGACUUGGAUUCAGAAGAUGAACUGCAGAUUGACGAGAGACUGGGAAAGGAGAAGGCGACCCUGAUAAUAAGACCAAAAUUUCCCCGAAAGUUGCCCCGUGCGAAGCCUUGCUCUGACCCCAACCGAGUUCGUGAACCAGGAGAAGUUGAGUUUGACAUUGAGGAGGACUAUACAACAGAUGAGGACGUGGUAGAAGGGGUCGAAGGCAAGCUUGGAAACGGGAGUGGAGCUGGUGGAAUUCUUGAUCUGCUCAAGGCCAGCAGGCAGGUGGGGGGACCUGACUAUGCUGCCCUCACCGAGGCCCCUGCCUCUCCCAGCACUCAGGAGGCCAUCCAGGGCAUGCUGUGCAUGGCCAACCUGCAGUCCUCAUCAUCCUCGCCAGCUACCUCCAGCCUGCAGGCCUGGUGGACCGGGGGGCAGGACCGAAGCAGUGGGAGUUCCAGCAGUGGGCUGGGCACAGUGUCUAGCAGUUCUGCUUCCCAGCGCACCCCAGGGAAGCGGCCCAUCAAGCGGCCAGCAUACUGGAGAACCGAGAGCGAGGAGGAGGAGGAGAACGCCAGUCUCGAUGAACAGGACAGCUUGGGAGCAUGCUUCAAGGAUGCAGAGUAUAUUUACCCUUCCCUGGAGUCUGACGAUGAUGACCCUGCUUUGAAAUCUCGACCCAAGAAAAAGAAGAAUUCAGAUGAUGCUCCAUGGAGUCCUAAAGCCCGUGUGACCCCAACUCUACCGAAGCAGGACCGUCCUGUGCGUGAGGGGACCCGGGUAGCUUCCAUUGAGACAGGCUUGGCUGCAGCAGCUGCAAAGUUGGCCCAGCAGGAGCUACAGAAGGCCCAAAAGAAGAAAUAUAUCAAGAAGAAGCCUUUGUUGAAGGAGGUAGAACAGCCUCGCCCUCAAGAGCCUAAUCUCAGCAUGGCAGUACCAGCCCCAACUCUGGCCACUACACCCCAACUUCUCACCUCCUCCUCGCCCCUGCCUCCCCCUGAGCCUAAACAAGAGGCCCUCUCAGGAAGUCUUGCUGACCAUGAGUAUACUGCUCGUCCCAACGCCUUUGGGAUGGCCCAGGCAAACCGCAGCACCACACCCAUGGCCCCUGGUGUCUUCUUGACCCAGCGGCGCCCUUCAGUCGGCUCCCAGAGCAAUCAAACAGGACCAGGAAAGCGUCCCAAAAAGGGCCUGGCUACAGCAAAGCAGAGACUCGGCCGUAUCCUGAAAAUCCACAGAAAUGGCAAACUGCUUCUGUGA
Messenger RNA from Lipotes vexillifer (Yangtze River dolphin), 3156 nucleotides. It is a transcript of the gene PHF8, whose product is annotated as PHD finger protein 8. Lineage: Eukaryota; Metazoa; Chordata; Mammalia; Artiodactyla; Lipotidae. The record is from RefSeq and is a predicted model, not a curated record. The coding region runs from base 82 to 3156 and encodes 1024 amino acids. The transcript has 21 exons.